AGCCACAGCCAGCGAACACAAAGCUCUGAUGUCAGAGCUGAAGAUCCUCAUUCAUAUUGGAAACCAUCUCAAUGUCGUCAACCUUCUUGGAGCAUGUACCAAACCCAGCGGUCCUCUCAUGGUUAUAGUGGAAUAUUGUAAAUAUGGAAAUCUCUCCAACUUUCUGCGUGCCAAAAGGGAGUUCUUCUUACCAUACAGGGAUCGUUCUCCUAAAACCCAGAGUCAGGUGCGACGAAUGAUAGAAGCGAGUCAGGUCAGCCAGCAUGAAUGUCAGCCGUCCACCACUUCCAGCAUCAACCCUCCGAUGCAGUCUCGUGGUAAGAGCACUUAG
Molecule: messenger RNA, 331 nt
Organism: Sinocyclocheilus anshuiensis
Lineage: Eukaryota; Metazoa; Chordata; Actinopteri; Cypriniformes; Cyprinidae
Product: vascular endothelial growth factor receptor 3-like
Exons: 3
Coding region: 29-331 (100 amino acids)
Biological process (GO): protein phosphorylation; angiogenesis; multicellular organism development
Cellular component (GO): plasma membrane; signaling receptor complex
Molecular function (GO): ATP binding; transmembrane receptor protein tyrosine kinase activity; growth factor binding
Source: RefSeq, a predicted model, not a curated record